Molecule: messenger RNA, 4008 nt
Organism: Saprolegnia parasitica CBS 223.65
Lineage: Eukaryota; Oomycota; Saprolegniomycetes; Saprolegniales; Saprolegniaceae
Exons: 15
Coding region: 1-4008 (1335 amino acids)
Molecular function (GO): protein binding
Source: RefSeq, a predicted model, not a curated record
AUGGUGCCCGCGUCGUCCUUUGUCCUCAAGGAAAAGAUCGCCGACGUCUUCUUGGACCGCGCCCAUGAGCUUGAGAUCGUCGUCUACCAUCCGGCGCGUGAGUCCCUCAUCCUCGUCGCGACCGCGUCGCUGUACGAGGUCGACCUGCGCACGGGCUGCGUCCUCGGCGCCAUUCCGUUCGACAGCUGCCUUCUCAACGAGAAGCCCAACGUCUUCGACGACGUCGUGCCCGCUGGCCAGCACCAUGUCAUUGCCACGCUCUCUCGGUACACACCUCUGUGCCGGACGCUGCUAACGGCUACGCGCAGCUACCUCGUGGUCUGGGACCUCCGCGAGAUGACGCUGUGCUGCAUCACCGAGGUGCUCAAGUCGUCGUUGAAAAGCCCGAUCGUUGUGACGGCCGCGACGACGGUGCCCGCCACCGUCUUCUUUGGCCACGAAGGCAGCCAAAGCAUCAAGGUGACGACCGUCGAGGGACUUUGCAGUGGCGAAGCCUGCCAAAAGAUCCCGCGGAAAGUCGUGUCGCGUAACAGCGUUCUCUGCGCGCUGGCCUACGACGCGCGCCACAACCUUCUCGCGUCAGGUGGCACCGACGGUAUCGUGCACGUAUGGCGCGCCGGCAACUCGGUCCACGGCGCAACGGACGACGAGUGCUCCAAGGACGAGCACACCAAGGGGAACGGCGACGACAUUAGCCCACACGCUCUGCUUGCAACGUUCUCGGCCAAAUCGUCGCCUGUGCAGGCGCUGGCGUUUAAUGGCCAAGGGCUCUUGGCGGCGGCUUAUCUCGCCGGCCACCUCGAUAUCUUUGACGUGCUGCGGCGCGAGCCCGGCGCAGUCGCCUCCCCAACCACGGCCGUGCCGACCGGCCUGUCGCUCUACGGCCGCCACAGCAUUCAUUUCAGCGCGAGCUUGAACACGCUGGUCCUUCUGCUGCUUGGCGCGUCGCAGGACCUUUUGCUCCAUCGCAUGCACUUUGGCGACAGCAUCGACUCGUCGUUUGGCGGGGCGUACGAUAUCAACGCGCACGUUGCCGCCGUCGUGCCGUGCGACAGCCUCCUGGCGCUCUACACGUCGUCGCCGACGGCGCGGUCGCUGGCGCUGCUCGAAGGCGCCGACGACGACAUUGCACUUUCCAACAUCGUCUUGCCGCCGACGCGCACGUGGUCGAUGCAGCCGCAGUUUUCGUUUCUUCAGUACUGCAGUCCCGACGACGUGCCCCGACGCCUUCUCCACAUCACGACGGGCGACGAUCUCAAGUUUGGCUUGAGCGCACUGGACCUCCAAACGAACGAGAAGACGGAGAUUUGCCCGCUGCUCGCAACCUUUGAGGGGCUUCCACUGCAGCCGCUGCGGCUUGCCAUGUCCCGCGACGGCAGCACGGCCGCCGUGUUUCUCUCGUCGUCGCAAGCCACCGUCAUGACGCUCAUCGAUGUCAACGCGCCGACGGCUGCACCGACGUACGAGGUUCGCGACGUGUGCUUUACACCGACACACUUGGUGUCGCUCAUGCCGUCCGGGCGAAGCGUCCGCGUCCACGGCAACUGGAAGGCCAAGGAGCCCGAUGGCUUGCUGCUCAACCUUCCGACGACCGCUGCGCGCGUCUUUCCCACGCGAUGGGCCCUGCCCAACUCGGAGGCCUGCAAAGUGCUCUUUGUUGUCCAAGAUGCACUCGGUCGCGAGUGCUUGCGUCUGAGUGAGCACACGGUGGCGUUCACGCUCGACUCGUCUAGCGUUUGGAGUGCGGAGCAGCACGAACCCAUUCUCGAAGUCCAGAACGAGCCCGAGAAAGCGUCGCACUUGAUUGCCGUGCGGACGUCCAAGCGUCUCGUCGUCCUCGAUAAGUCGCUGCAAGUGGUUGCGACCUUUGCACCGCGCCGCACGCAACUGCAAGAGACGCCCACGAGCAUGCUCUGGGUCGGCGAUGCGCUCGCGUUCGCAACGAUCGGCGCCACCUUGCGCUACUGGCAUCCCGCAUCGCCCAGUGCGACGCACGCGCUGUGCAGCGUGCCUGUGACGCCUCCUGGAUCACAACUGCGUCUCACGGCCUUCUUACCGGACCGCGUACUGUACAUGGUUCUCCAGGACGAUGCGAAAGCGGCCACCAUGUACACGCGCCCGUUUGCCCCGCUCGAGGUGCUCGUGUGCACCCACUGUGACAAGGAGAACGUGCAGCGGUACAUUGCGCGCCUCCUCGAGUACGGUCCGCCCUUAGUCCAAGUGAGCUGGAAGACGCUGUCGCAUUUAAACAACCCGGCGCUGAGCUUGCGUCUCCUGAACGACGGCAAGAAGGCGAAAGCGGGCGCCAUGUACCGCGAGACGUCCCACAUUGCCGCCAAUACGCUUGCAGCCAUCUUCUUGGCCGCCCACCGCUGGCGCGACGCGGCGACCUUUCUCGUCUCGGACGAUCCCGCACUCUACGAAUAUGCGCUCAACCCGCAGGGGGCCGAGGCGCAGCUGCCGCCGAAGCUCUCGCACGUUGCGGCAGCGCUGACGCGCAUGGCAGCGACACUGCAGUCGAUGGGGCAGUUGCAGCUCGCAGCCCAGUGCCUCGACGUGGCCGGCAACGACGCGGCGCUGCUGAGCCUCGUACGUUCCACCUCGUUGGAUGAAAAUACCAAAAAGUAUGUGAGUUAUGUCGUCGAGACGAUUCUGCACGGUCUCAAGACGGCGCACCCGACAGUGGUCGCCGCCGUCACCGCGUCGGAUGCCAAGAAGAUACCCAAGCACGUCAAGAUGGACGUGUUUCGCCUUCUGUGCACUGAGCGCUUGGUGCUGGAGCGCCGGAGUCGGCUCGUCGCGUCGCUGAGUGGUCUGCGCCACGUGCGGCUGCCACCCAGCAAGACGCCGUUGCUGGCGGCGCCCGACGGAUGGAAAUAUUUCACGUGGAAGCGCCUCGAGCCCGAGGACGUAGUCGACUGGGUCGGGUCGUCCACACCGCACUUUUCGACCCAAGAGUUUGUAAAGAAGUCGCUGCAGAUCGACGUAAGCGAUAGCUUUGGCGAGAUGCGGUCGACGCCAAUGGCAAGCGCGCCGUCGUUCGGCCCGUUCUUGGACGACGAGGACAGCGUGAUGGCGUACUGGCGCUUUGAGGACGCGGCGACACUCAGCCCAAGUCGCACGACGGACGCCACGCUGCUCGACACGUCAAAGCGCGAAAACCACUUGAUUGUAGCACCUGCGAUUGUCUUGGACGUCUCGACCGCGCCCGUCGACAAGGGCGAAGAGAGCAAGCUGCUCCCGGCGUACAUGCUGCACUUUCCAGCCAUUGCGCCUCUCGAUGGCAGCGACUGGCACGCGUCCUGCGCGACGCGCAAGGGUGGAAGCAUGGACUUUGGCACCAGCUUUGACGAAGACCCGUACCGGCGCCACCUCACGUUCGAGUGCUGGGUGCGCUAUCACGCCGAGGGUCCGUUGGCGGGCAGUAGCAGCAACUUGGCUGUGCUCGCGGCGCGAAGCCCUCUCUGGGCGAUAAGUGCGGAGAGCAGCGGGCGCCUCUGCGUGCAGGUCCACGAUCGCAGCCUUCCGACGGACGGUUCGCUGCAGCUCAACGGCAGCUGGCAGCACGUGGCACUGGUGCUCGAUAUCGUCAGCGAUGACAAGGCGUCCGUGCGCGUGCUGCUCGAUGGCGCCAGCGUCUUGGCCAAGGAGAUUGCAGUCAAAAUGACGGAGAGUAGCAGCGCAGCGCUGCAGGUCGGACCGCGCCUCUUGGGCUUUGACAUGACCGAGAUCCGGCUGUGGGCGACGUCGCGCUCGGUGGAGCAGAUCAACGACAUGAAAGAGAAUUACCUCGGCAUCGCCGAGACGAAGAAGCGCAUCAAGGUCGCGAUCCACCAGCGUGACUGCCAGUGCGAGAAGUGUAUUGGCCGCCGCCAGAACACGCCAUUGGCCAAGCUCGCGAUGGUCCAGCCUCUCGCAGCGAGCCCCGUCAGCCGGGCGCGGCGCGUCAUCAAGACGCCGCAGUCGCCGGUCGCGUCGCCCAAGCGCGAAGAGACGCGACUCAACUAG